GGGCCGGGCCGCCGCCGUUCCUCCUCGUUCCCGUCGUGCCUUGCGGCGACCUCUGGCGGGCGCGCGCUACGGGAGCCGCCAUGAGCGCGGUCGCCUGGCAACGGCUGCUCGGAGCGGCCUGGGGGGGUCGUGCUGCCGCCCUGUGCCGUGGCCUGUUUACCACCCCCACGAGGCUGCAGGAGCUUGCGAAGGAGGCGGAGAAGCAGAGCGCGACCGACCUGAGCCCUUUAAUCCUGCAGAGGAGCUCCAUGAGAUGGGAUGGAAAGGUCUAUGAAGAGAUCCCAAUAGCUCACAUCAAAGCUACGUACAACAACACCCACAUCCAAGUGGUCAGCUUUGACAACAGGCCGUUUGCCCGCACGUCCUGUGGCACAGAGGGCUUCCAAAAUGCCAAGAAGGGAACUGCCAUCGCGGCGCAGACUGCAGCCAUGGCAGCAGCAGUGAAAGCACGAGGGAAAGGUGUAUUACACGUACGAGUCAUGGUGAAAGGACUGGGACCAGGACGCAAAGCUGCCAUCAAGGGUUUGACUAUGGGGGGUCUGGAGAUCAUCUCCAUCACUGACAACACCCCGGUUCCGCACAACGGCUGCCGCCCACGGAAAGCCAGACGGAUGUGAGGGGAGAACGGAAGACACACUGCAUUCAACAUCAGUUCAAGCAACAGGGACUGGGUUGAACGUUGCUCCUGGGACAGAUUCUGGAAAUCCACCCUCCCUGGAAAUGCUUUCUAAGGGAAGCUUGAAGAAGACAGACCAUCCUGGGCCUUAAAAGCCCGGGUGGUAGAAGCUGGUGGUAAAAGCAGGAAUACGUGUGCUCCCUUAGUGGGAAGCCUCUUGUGUACAAAGUUUGCUGAUUAAAAUGUUGGGUCUUUUGACAGCCGUU
Molecule: messenger RNA, 882 nt
Organism: Calidris pugnax (ruff)
Lineage: Eukaryota; Metazoa; Chordata; Aves; Charadriiformes; Scolopacidae
Gene: MRPS11
Product: mitochondrial ribosomal protein S11
Exons: 6
Coding region: 81-617 (178 amino acids)
Biological process (GO): maturation of SSU-rRNA from tricistronic rRNA transcript (SSU-rRNA, 5.8S rRNA, LSU-rRNA); ribosomal small subunit assembly; translation
Cellular component (GO): mitochondrial small ribosomal subunit; ribosome
Molecular function (GO): structural constituent of ribosome; small ribosomal subunit rRNA binding; mRNA 5'-UTR binding
Source: RefSeq, a predicted model, not a curated record